Blastomyces dermatitidis ER-3 is the source of this 847-nucleotide messenger RNA. RefSeq lists its product as uncharacterized. The transcript has a single exon. Bases 7 to 645 code for a protein of 212 amino acids. NCBI's taxonomy places the organism in Eukaryota, Fungi, Ascomycota, Eurotiomycetes, Onygenales, Ajellomycetaceae. The record is from RefSeq and is a predicted model, not a curated record.
UAUCAGAUGGCAAACCUCGCAGAGGUUAUCAAUGUGCCAGCCUGUUUCGUGGAACCCCACAAGGAUCCCUCCAACGGGCGUUUAUACAUAUCAAAAGACAUCAUCUUCCAGGAGGACCUCCGUCUUGCCGAUCCAUCAAUACCGACUACUCCACACAACCCGAAGGUUCUACCCAAUGCGGCCCAUAAAGCGGCUGCGGCGAUUCCUUCGGCGACACCAGGCCUACCCACUGCGGCCUGUCAAGAGACUGCAGCGAUUCCUGAUCCAUCAAUUGAUAAUCUAUUCAUUGAUGAGGAAAUUCGACCUGAGUGUCCAUUAUUUCUCGUACCCACUAAUAAUUGGUGGAUUGACUAUGAUAUCUCCGCGAGAAUACCUACCUUUUUAGUGCAGAAUACACUGAACUCCCCGGAACCCACAGUUGAAUCUGAUGACCCUCCGACAUCUACAAGGGAUAUCACUACAGUGGGGGAAGCUUCAGUGGGGGACAGUCUUGAAGACCUACCCACCGAUCCCGAGAUCGCUGCACUCCCGAUCCCGAAAAACCUCACGCGCGCCAAAGCUUCCAUGGAAUGGAAGUAUUAUUACAAGGCCCGUGUUAAAGAGGUCAACCGUUUGAAAUAUACGCGUUGGAAAGAGAAUAUAUAAAGAAGAUAGGGGGAUAGGGGGAUAAAAAAUGAUGUAUAUCAUGACUGGUUUUUCAUUACUUCACAUUUUCCAGUCAUUUUUUGUACCUGUACUUGAUUUGAAGGCGAAUUUUGUAUAUAGCAUCGUGUAUAGUUACUCUGGUGAGUGGGGGUGUCAGGUCACGUGAUCUGGCUUACUAAUCCCUCCACCAUAUAACUUUCCA